GACCGCGGCCUGCUGCGGGUCAGGGCUGGCCUCGCCCCUUGCCGGGGGGCCCGCGGCGGCGGCGAGCGCGUCUCCUGUCGCGGCUGUUUACGUGCUGUCCCCCAGGCUUCAUUCCCCACCUCACGGCUGCGAACCCGGCACUGAUCCCGGGCCUGGGACCCGUGCGCCCUGGGAUUAAACCCCGCCGCGGUUACGGAGAGACUUUGGAUUGCAGUUCUCUAGCACGGAGUAAAACUGGCUGACACCAUCACUUGAACUCUGUGUGCUCGACAGAGAAAGGUUAGGAUGGGAAAUAGUGCACUAAAAGCCCACUUGGAGACAGCACAGAAAACUGGUGUGUUUCAGCUAACAGGAAAGGGACUUACUGAGUUUCCUGAAGAUCUGCAGAAGCUAACAAGCAACUUAAGGACAAUAGACUUGUCGAACAACAAAAUAGAGCUCUUGCCACCUCUCAUUGGAAAAUUUUCCUUUUUGAAGAGCCUUGCUCUAAACAACAACAAACUGACUGCUUUACCUGAGGAGCUGUGUAAACUGAAAAAACUGGAAACACUACACUUGAAUGGCAAUCACUUGAGGCAGCUACCAGCUGCAUUUGCACAACUUUCAGCUCUCAAAACCCUGAGCCUUUCUGGAAACCAGCUUCGCACUGUGCCCACACAGCUCUCUGGUCUUCGCCAUUUGGAUGUGGUAGAUCUUUCAAAAAACCAGAUCCAAAAUGUCCCCGACACUGUGGGAGAACUGCAGGCUAUCGAACUCAAUUUGAAUCAGAAUCAGAUUUCCCAGAUCUCGGUGCAGAUCUCCCACUGUCCACGCCUCAAAGUCUUGCGUUUAGAAGAAAAUUGUCUAGAACUCAGCAUGCUGCCUCAGAGUAUCCUCAGUGAUUCCCAGAUCUCACUGCUUGCAGUAGAAGGCAACCUCUUUGAAAUCAAGAAACUCAGAGAACUGGAAGGUUAUGACAAGUACAUGGAACGAUUUACAGCUACAAAGAAGAAGUUUGCAUGAUCACUAUUCUGACCCUUAUAUUACUAGUAAGAAGACUUAGACUAGAAGCAUCUGCUUCACUGACUUGAAUCAAGACUGAUGAAGGAAAUGAUCAGAGUACUCCUCUUCUCGUAGUCUGAAACAGCCUGUUAAGACCACAUUGAAUAAACUUGAACUAGAGAAUAUAGGUAUUGAACUGAUGAACCUGCCCAGGGGCCAGUUUUGAUUUUUGUGCCACAAUAGCUUUUAACACAGUACAUGUUCUCCUUUGUCAGGGCUUGUUCUUUCACAGAGAAAGGGAACAAGCAUUUCAAAGUUGCCAGUUCCCUUUUGUCAGGAAGCUGGCUGUUGAUUUGUAAGAGGAUUAUUUCUUCUAGAAACAUUUUUCCAUGAUAGCACAUGGAAGUUCUACCACCAAAGCACUGUAAGUCUUGCAGUAAGCACUGUUCUGCAGAGAACUUUUACAAAUAAGGUUUUAGUUUAUAACCUGUCUACGUUUUUUGGUUUUGUUUUUGUUUUUUUACUGAAGCACAAAUAGUUGUGGUUAAGUUAAAUGUUUUAUUAACAGCUUCCAGUAAACAAAUUGUGGUUUGAGCAUCCUUAAUUUAUAUUUUACUCUACAGGCUUUCUUUUCCCAUAAGCACGAAUUGCACUACAGUCCACUUUUGCUUGAGCUGUAUCAAAUAAAAAUUAGGUUCAUCUUCAGUGUAUUCAGUAAAAAUGUAUAUUGCUAGAAAAUAUAUCCUUGCACUGACUCCUUGUGUACAGAGCAAUGCUGAAGGUUUUAGUCGUCAGCCUACUGCUGCUGCCUUAUUACCAAAAGCACCUAGAAAGAGCAAAUAAUGUAUGCAAUUAUGUAACUUAUACUGAAAAGGAAAUGUACUUGUAUAUUUUAGUAAAUUAUUUUCAAAAAAUCAGUUCAAAUUUA
Motacilla alba alba is the source of this 1909-nucleotide messenger RNA. RefSeq names its product leucine rich repeat containing 57 (gene LRRC57). Lineage: Eukaryota; Metazoa; Chordata; Aves; Passeriformes; Motacillidae. The record is from RefSeq and is a predicted model, not a curated record. The transcript has 6 exons. The coding region runs from base 286 to 1002 and encodes 238 amino acids. Gene Ontology annotation, molecular function: protein binding.